Rosa rugosa (rugosa rose) is the source of this 780-nucleotide messenger RNA. RefSeq lists its product as uncharacterized. Bases 1 to 780 code for a protein of 259 amino acids. The transcript has a single exon. NCBI's taxonomy places the organism in Eukaryota, Viridiplantae, Streptophyta, Magnoliopsida, Rosales, Rosaceae. The record is from RefSeq and is a predicted model, not a curated record.
AUGGCAAUUGAUGCAAUGGCAGCCCGCUUGGCCUCCUCCCUAGCGCUGGCUGAUGGAAAGCAACCUCCAUCCAAAGGAUUGAGACAACCCGAAGCAUUCAUGGUGGGGAAGCUGCUCACGGUGCGGGAAUACUCCCGUCGCUCAUUCCUUGGCAUGUUCCGCUCUGCAUGGCGGAUCAAUGGCAGACUGAAUGUUGAAGAGAUCAGAGAAGAUGACAGGGUUCUGUUCACUUUCACAAACCCCUCUGACGUGGAUAGGGACGUGGAUAGGGUUUGGAAAGGAGGAUCGUGGGGAUACAAUAGGGCUCUUAUAGCCCUAGCGUCGUACGACGGUGUCAGUCCGGCAAGGGAGGUACCAUUGAAUAAAUCAUCCUACUGGAUGACUCUGCAAGGAGUACCGCCGGCGUUCAGGUCGGAGCGUAUUAUGCGCCUGAUCGGAAGCAUGCUGGGUGAGUUCAAGGAGAUUGAUCGUCCGGCUUUCCUAACCCGAGUCAUGCGCAUCAGAGUCGAGAUCGACUAUGAAAAGCCUCUCUUGUUUCGCCGUCGGUUCAGGGUGGAAGAUGAAUUUCAGAUCAUGGUGCAAUUCUGGUACGACAAGUUGUUUGGCCGGUGCAGUACAUGCAGCCUAGUUACCCACGUUGGCCUUCCUUGCUCAGGGCCGGAGUUGGUUGAAGACAGCGACGUACCAGUUGGUGCGGUGGCGCAACCCACGGCUUUGGCAGUAUAUGGGGACAUGAAAACCCUAAUGUUAACAGGGUGGUGGUCAACAACCAAACCUUGA